CGAUGCCACAUCUGACGUCUUCAACGAAGGUGUGAACCUUGGAGCUGAUAGAGGGGAUAUCCUCAUUGAUCCUUUAAUAUCCAGCCUGGGGCGAGAAGAGGGAGCCAGAGAGCACAUGGGAAAAAAGCUCAGAGCAUCAGCCUGUAGUCGAGAUGGGAGACACGCUGGAGUUCAACGAGAUUUAUCAGGAGGUGAAAGGUUCUUGGAAUGACGGGCGACUGCGCUUCAGCAAGCAGAACGUGGUGUACAAGAGCAGCAAGACAGGAAAAGUGGACAACAUCCCGGCGGCUGAACUCAGCCUGGCUCAGUGGCGACGCGUGUGUUUAGGUCACGGCAUCAAGCUUAGCACCAGCACGGGACACAUCUACAAAUAUGACGGCUUCAGGGACACGGACUUUGAGAAGAUCUCAGAGUUUUUCAAAGCAAACUACAGUGUGGAGCUGACUGAGAAGGACAUGUGUGUGAAGGGCUGGAACUGGGGAACAGCCAAAUUCUCCGGGCCACUUUUAUCGUUUGACGUGAAUGACAACACAGCCUUCGAGAUCCCACUGGCGAACGUCUCUCAGUGCGCCACGGGCAAGAACGAAGUCACACUGGAGUUCCACCAGAAUGACGACACAGAGGUGUCGCUCAUGGAGGUCCGCUUCUACGUCCCGCCCAGCCAGGCCGAUGAGCGGCAAGACCCAGUUGAGGCCUUCGCCCAGAACGUGCUGUCGAAGGCCGAUGUGAUCCAGGCAACAGGAGACGCUGUGUGUAUCUUCAAAGAGCUGCAGUGUCUUACGCCCAGAGGAAGAUAUGACAUCCGCAUCUACCCAACCUUCCUUCAUCUCCAUGGUAAGACGUUUGACUACAAGAUUCCCUACACUACCGUCCUCCGUCUAUUCCUGCUGCCACACAAGGACCAGAGGCAAAUGUUCUUUGUGAUCAGUCUGGAUCCGCCCAUCAAGCAGGGCCAAACGCGCUACCACUUCCUGAUUCUGCUAUUCUCCAAAGAAGAGACCAUCAACCUGUCUCUCAACAUGAGCGAGGAUGAUGUGGAGCGCCGCUUUGAGGGCAAACUCAGCAAGAAUAUGUCUGGUUCGCUAUAUGAGAUGGUCAGCAGGGUGAUGAAGGCCCUGGUCAACAGAAAGAUCACAGUACCCGGAAACUUCCAGGGCCACUCAGGUGCUCAGUGCAUCACUUGCUCCUACAAGGCGUCCUCGGGCCUCCUGUAUCCCCUGGAGAGGGGCUUCAUCUACGUGCACAAGCCCCCUGUGCACUUGCGCUUUGAGGAGAUCUCCUGCGUCAACUUUGCCCGAGGCACCACCACCACUCGCUCCUUUGACUUUGAGAUUGAGACCAAGCAGGGGAACCAGUACACCUUCAGCAGCAUAGAGAGAGAGGAGUACGGCAAACUGUUCGACUUUGUCAACGCCAAGAAGCUCAACAUCAAGAACAGAGGCUUCAAAGAGGGCAUGAAGGGUAACAUCGACGAGUACAGCGACUCUGACGAGGACCAGCAUGACGCCUACCUGGAGCGCAUGAAGGCUGAGGGCAAGAUCCGAGAGGAGGGCAACGACAGCGACGAGUCCGACAGCGGCAGCGAUGAAUCUUUCAACCCUGGAGAGGAGGAUGACGACAUUGCAGAGGAGUACGACAGCAAGGCGUCCGCCAGCGACAGCAGCGAUGAAGCAGGAAGUGGAAGUGAGGAGGACAGUCCAAAGAAGAAGAAAGUCAAAAAACCCAAAGUGGUGAAGGAGAAAAAAGAAAGAAAGCCACGCAAAGAGAAGAAGCAAAAGGACACCGGCGGCCCCAAGAGGCCCAUGACCGCCUACAUGCUGUGGCUCAACUCCAGCCGAGAGCGAAUCAAGUCGGAGAACCCCGGAAUCUCCGUCACGGAGAUCUCAAAGAAGGCUGGGGAGAUGUGGAGGCAGCUGGGCAAAGACGAGAAAGAGGAAUGGGAAACCAAGGCAGGAGAGGCCAGGAGGCAGUACGACAUUGCACUAAAAGAGUACAAAGAAAGCGGUGGAGAGUCCUCCAUUUCCAAGAAGGAGGCCAAGAAGUCUGGAGGCAAAAAGGAGGAGAAGAAGAGAAAGUCUUCGGGAGGAGACAGGGAGAGGGAGCGUGGUGGUGGCGGCGGCAACGAAAGCUUCAAGAGCAAAGAGUUCAUUGACACCAGCGAGGAGAGCUCGUCCGACUCUGACCACAAGAGCAAGUCCAAGAAGACGACGAAGAAGAAGAAGAAGGAAUCCGAUGAAGAGGAGGAGGCUGCAUCCUCACCUGCCAGCUCAGAGGAAGAGUCCGACUGAGCGCGCGCACACACACAAAACCAAGGACCAAGUGUUUACACGCUUCAUAUUGAUUUCUCACAACUGGACUGCGAAACACACAAAAACAAAUGGGCAGACUUGUCUGUUUUGCUUUAAGUUUAGCGCCAUGUGCCCGCUAUUUCCUCAAAGAGAUGUGUUGGUAUUUGCUGUAUUUUUAAAGUUGGCAAUUUACAGUAGGUUCACCCCCCCCUUCUUCUUAUGGAUAUUUGUUGUAGUACUGUAGCACUAAGGUGCAGCCAUCAGUUUUCUUUGUCAUAUUUCCAGGCUUGAAUGAAUAAAUCAAUCGUUUUUUUAAAUAAUAAAAA
This is a messenger RNA of Dunckerocampus dactyliophorus (ringed pipefish), 2614 nucleotides long. It is a transcript of the gene ssrp1a, whose product is annotated as structure specific recognition protein 1a. Gene Ontology annotation, cellular component: nucleus; FACT complex. The transcript has 19 exons. The coding region runs from base 153 to 2288 and encodes 711 amino acids. Lineage: Eukaryota; Metazoa; Chordata; Actinopteri; Syngnathiformes; Syngnathidae. Gene Ontology annotation, molecular function: histone binding; DNA binding; nucleosome binding. The record is from RefSeq and is a predicted model, not a curated record.